AUGGGUUUCACGAGCACCAAGAACAGCAAGGCUCCUGCGUUGUUCGAGAUUAGAAUAAAUUCCACAGAGCACGACGUCAUAGUCGUCAAGGGUGCCCCCCAUGAUGCCUCCUCCGUGCUUGUAGCAGGAACGGUAGUUCUAUCCGUCUCUGAGCCAAUGCAAAUCAAGAAAUUAACGCUGAGAAUGUACGGCAUGCUGCGUUUGAACUUGACAACCACAUAUCGCGGGCCAAAAGGUCCAACCGAAAGAAGCUUCAAGUACGACAAGAGGUUUUUCGAGCAUGUCUGGGACAACAUCAACAUCGAGGACUACUUUCACAACCUCUAUGACAACUAUGGCUCUCAAAGAUCUAUUGCCAGUAAAAGUGGUUCCUUCAGCAAUCUGCACAGUUUGCACAACAGAGCCAAGUCUACAACUUCUCUUAAGUCGCUGACGUCUGGCUCCGGAAGCAACAGUCACCUGUUGGUUAAAGGAAAUUACGAAUUUCCAUUCAGUGCUGUCUUGCCCGGUACGCUUACCGAGAGUGUUGAGGGCUUACCCAAUGCCUCGGUAAUUUACAAAAUCCAGGCUACCAUCGAAAGAAGCAAGUUCGCCACUGAUUUGAUAAGCAAAAGGCAUCUUAGGGUGAUUCGCACACUAACUCCCGAUGCUGUGGAACUCAGCGAGACGAUGUCGGUAGAUAACACAUGGCCAAAAAAAGUGGAUUACUCUAUUUCGGUGCCGGGCAAAGCAAUCGCAAUUGGAUCUUCAACGAACAUUCACAUUCUUAUGGUGCCGUUGUUGAAAGGCUUGAAACUAGGGCCUGUCAAGAUACAGCUCGUCGAGUAUUCUUCUUUCUGCGCCCCUUACGGUGCCGGCAACAACCAGGAGCGUAUUGUAUCCAAGCUGAAGCUUUCCGACCCCCUUAAUCACUCGAAUAUCGAUGCUGAUGGUGAUGAUGCAAGAAUGCCGGAAUUCCAAGACAAAUGGGAGUUAGAGGCUUCCUUUAAGAUUCCUCCCAGCCUUUCAAAAUGUACACAAGAUUGCAGUAUCUUGUCGAAUAUAAAGGUACGCCACAAGCUGAAAUUCGUUAUUUCGUUGAUAAAUCCCGAUGGACACGUCUCAGAGCUUCGUGCAUCUUUGCCAGUUCAGCUCUUUAUCUCACCUUUCGUGGCUCUGGGUGUAAAGUGCACCGACUCGUUGGAUAGUAGUGCUAACAUUUCAGCUAACAGCACGGAUGCAGAGGGUGGUGAAGAUGACGAUGACAUGAUAUUUUCUAAUUCAAUGUCUGAGCUCAAUUUGGCAGGACUCGGCGCGGAUCAAAAUCAAAAUAGCUUUACAAACCUGGCCUCGGCCAUACUGGCACCCCCCAACUACGAAAGCCACAUUUACGAUAGAUUAUGGAGUGGUAUCUCUGUGGAAAAUACGCCUACCAAUUCUGGCAGACAAUCGCCGGUCAUGGCUACCGAAGGUUCUUUCCUGAGCAGUCCAAGCGAGAUGAGUGCUCUGCAGCAGGGGCUUCAAAAAUUACAUGUUGAGCAAGAAGGCUCUCCGGUACCCGAAAAUAGUGCACGUAACGAAACGUCUCAAGGCAGUUUGCCCACAACUCCUGAGCCAAGCUCGCAGUUGGAUUCGGGCUCGCGAGCAGCUGCCCAAACAGACUACUUCUCAGCACACACACCCCGUCAUGUACAGAGCAUGCUGGCGAUGAACGUUUCCGGGCUUAAAUCACCGGCACCUAUGUCAUCUCCGGGCCUUGACCACAUCUCUCGCGCUAACUCUUUUGGUCCCUUUGGACCAUCGGUCAAGUCCGAUUGGCGAUUAAACACGCUGAGCAGAGUACCCUCAUAUGAGAACGCGAUGAGAGGAGGUUCUAAUCCAAUUGACUUACCUCCAGCUUAUCCAAAUGAAGAUAAUGAGGGUUUGACUUUGGACUUAGAAAGGCCAAAGCUAGCACAUCAGAGGUCAUCAGAAAUUCACAGGGCGAACAGUGGCACUCGCUUGUCACACGCCGCUCUCUCACGCAGUAACAAUAGCUCUUCUAGCUCCUUACCCAAAUUUUCCUUAUCGCGAAACAAUACUGGUGGAUCAAAUGUUUCCAUCAAUGGUGUUUCAGGUAGUGGAGGCAAAAGUGGGAGCGCGUCGAAGCACUUUAGUUUCAAUAUGACACCACUGGGAGCCAAGAGAGAGAGCAGGGGGGAUGAACCACAUGCAAAGUUUUCUCUAAACGACUCUGAAUCGGUAGCUGGGUCACCGUCGCUUAGUCGAAACGGAUCGUUGAUGAACCUUAAAGGGCUCAUAUCUAGGAAGGAAAGGAAGUAG
This is a messenger RNA of Lachancea meyersii CBS 8951, 2301 nucleotides long. Lineage: Eukaryota; Fungi; Ascomycota; Saccharomycetes; Saccharomycetales; Saccharomycetaceae. The record is from the annotation of a GenBank genome assembly.